Messenger RNA from Gymnogyps californianus (California condor), 3811 nucleotides. RefSeq names its product CTP synthase 2 (gene CTPS2). Gene Ontology annotation, biological process: CTP biosynthetic process; pyrimidine nucleobase biosynthetic process. Bases 342 to 2102 code for a protein of 586 amino acids. The transcript is spliced from 19 exons. The record is from RefSeq and is a predicted model, not a curated record. Gene Ontology annotation, molecular function: identical protein binding; CTP synthase activity. Lineage: Eukaryota; Metazoa; Chordata; Aves; Accipitriformes; Cathartidae. Gene Ontology annotation, cellular component: cytoplasm; cytoophidium.
CGCACGGAGGGUGACUCCCCGCGGCUGCCAGCGCCGUGCGCUGCCUUGCUCCACGCUGACGGGGAAGCAGCGGGCUGGGCUCGUAGGCGUUCUACCGGCCGGGCGGCGGUGAGGGGCGCUGCCGCGGGGCUUCGCCUUCCUCGGGGAGGUGCCGCCUACCUCCCCCGGGCGUUCGCUUCAGUUUGGCAAGCCCCGGCGGUGACCCCGCGGCGGUUACCGGGCAGCGGGGCGCACCUCAUCUUCGCUCUCGGGCCGCUGGUUGGAGUGUCCGCCUUUAAAGACAAAAAGGCGGCGCGGAGCGAUUUCCAGCUCAAGAUCAGUGUGCUUGUGCUGAUUUUCCAAUGAAGUACAUCCUGGUAACUGGUGGUGUCAUCUCAGGCAUUGGCAAAGGGAUCAUUGCAAGCAGCAUUGGCACCAUACUGAAGUCAUGUGGUCUACGUGUCACUGCAAUCAAAAUUGAUCCUUACAUAAACAUAGAUGCUGGAACCUUUUCACCAUAUGAACAUGGAGAAGUUUUUGUAUUGAAUGAUGGUGGAGAAGUUGACUUAGAUUUGGGAAAUUAUGAGAGAUUUUUGGACAUCAAUCUCUAUAAAGAUAACAACAUCACCACUGGAAAGAUAUAUCAGCAUGUCAUUAAUAAAGAAAGACAUGGUGAUUACCUGGGAAAAACGGUUCAAGUUGUUCCACACAUCACUGAUGCAGUUCAGGAAUGGGUAAUGAAUCAGGCAAAAGUUCCGGUGGAUGAUGACAGAAAAGAGCCACAAAUUUGUGUAAUUGAGCUGGGUGGAACCAUUGGAGAUAUUGAAGGAAUGCCAUUUGUUGAAGCAUUUAGACAGUUUCAGUUCAAAGCAAAAAGAGAGAACUUCUGUAAUAUCCAUGUUAGUCUAGUACCACAGCCUAACGCCACUGGUGAACAGAAGACAAAACCAACACAGAACAGUGUUCGAGCACUGAGGGGUCUAGGCUUGUCUCCAGAUUUGAUUGUCUGCAGAAGUGCAAAACCUAUAGAAAUGGCAGUGAAGGAAAAGAUUUCCAUGUUUUGCCAUGUGGAGCCUGAGCAGGUGAUAUUUAUCCAUGAUGUGUCUUCCACUUAUCGAGUACCAAUCCUGUUGGAGGAGCAAGGCAUCAUUAAGUAUUUUAAACAGAGGUUAAAUUUACCUAUUGAUGACCAGCCAAGUGAUCUUCUAAUGAAAUGGAAGAAAAUGGCUGACAGAUACGAGAGGUUGCUGAAGGUGUGUUCCAUAGCUCUCGUUGGCAAGUACACAAAACUAAGUGAUUGCUAUGCAUCUGUUUUCAAGGCUCUGGAACACUCUGCGCUGGCAAUUAAUCACAAACUGGAUUUAAUGUACAUAGAUUCAACAGAACUUGAACGUUCUACAGAAGCGGAGAACUCAGUGAAAUAUCACCAGGCAUGGCACAAACUGUGCAAAGCAGAUGGCAUUCUGGUUCCAGGAGGGUUUGGAAUUAGGGGAACAGAAGGCAAACUCCAAGCUAUCUCCUGGGCGAGAACAAAGAAAAAACCUUUUCUUGGAGUUUGCCUGGGAAUGCAAUUAGCAGUUGUGGAAUUCGCAAGAAACUGUUUGAAUUGGAAAGAUGCAAAUUCUACAGAAUUUGACCCAGACACAAAAAACCCUGUUGUUAUUGACAUGCCAGAACACAAUCCUGGAGAUAUGGGUGGAACAAUGAGACUGGGGAAGAGGAGGACUGUUUUCAAAACACAAAAUUCUGUUUUAAGGAAACUUUAUGGUGAUGAAACGUUUGUAGAGGAGCGACACAGGCAUCGAUAUGAGGUGAACCCAGAAUUGACUCACUGCUUUGAAGAGAAAGGUUUGAAAUUUGUUGGCCAUGAUACAGAAGGGAACAGAAUGGAAAUUAUUGAACUGGAGAAUCACCCAUAUUUUGUGGGAGUUCAGUUCCACCCAGAGUUUUCCUCAAGACCUAUGAAACCUUCACCUCCAUACCUUGGACUGUUGCUAGCAGCAACUGGGACACUCAAUGCAUACCUGCAACGUGGAUGUAAAUUGUCUCCAAGUGACAGCUACAGUGACCUCAGUGAUGACAGCUCUCCAGAAAAAGAGUUUUCUAAUUCAGAAACAAGCUGAAAUGAUUGUAUGAGAUCACAGAAAUGGAUGAUGCUAUUGAGAAAGUUGGGAACAGGACAAUAUUGAAUAGAAGAAAGUAGAAGAGUAAGCUGCUUAUGGUCCUCAUAGUGUCUCCUCCAAUACCGUUUUCAAUAAUUCUCUUUACAGAUGACAGUUUUACUGUCCUGUAGCAAAAACUAUUCUGUAUAAAUGCUGUUUCUCUUUAAAAAUUACAAAAUGGUUGUGCACCUUGGCUGUUAAUUGUUAUUGAUCUUGUCCUAUAUUUCAGAGUGAUCUCAGGUGAAUAUGUAUUAAUUCAGUUGUUCACAACUGUUCUUGAUUUGAAGGAAGAUUUGGUUGUUUUCAGUUCGCCUUAGAACAGGAAGAUAAAAUGCAUUAGUUCUUGUGAAUGAGAGGGAAUGCACUAAAAAAAUUAAGGGAAAGUUGUCUUAUCCAUGAGCAGCAGAGAACUGUUUCAGAUUUGGUUCCCUAUUAAGCUUGUUGUAUAUAUAUUUUUUCCACUUUUUUGCUGUCCAAUAUGUACAAAUGAGAAAUUGUUGCUGUAUUUCAGCUCUUUGUGAUUAUAAUAAUUGAUGUUGGAUACAUGUCUUUUCACUUUGCUUUUGUAAGUGAUUUCACUUUACAAAAGUUCAUUUGCUCUGUUUCUCCUGAAAGUCUGAUAAUACUGAAUGUAAUUCUGACCUACAAAAUUACAGAAGUGAUAUUAGAAGGCGGUUUUGUAUUUCUAUUUUGUAAGAGAGAAAGUAAAUACACUCAUGUGUUCAAGUUAGAUUUUAACAUUUGUAUGAAAGUUGUAGAAGAACCAGUCAUAAACCUGGAGCAUUAUCUGGGCUCCAGCCAUGCAACACGUAGUUAAUUUCAAUAAAUGAGUAUAAAGGUGAAUUAAGGUUCACCCUUGUUUUCCCUCAUCCAGUGACCACUCCAUGGUCAUGACACUCAUUCCCCAAUAGAAUAGAACUAUGUAUUUUAAUUUAGAAAUCACAAGCUGUUCCACUGCAUGACAAUUGCAGGCAGCCCUGCAAAGCCAGGACUGCAGCCUGAAUCACUGAGGUAGAAGGGGAAGGCGAGAGGUGCUAUACCGUGUUUAAGGCUGGAUCCCAUUAGCAAUGUGGCAUCGUCAGACCUGUCACAGAGGCUGGACCUGAGCUAUGUAACUGACAGGCUCCAAAUGCCUGGGGCACCCUUUCCUAGGAAGAAAAUCUCUGAAUUUUGAGCUUUGUGUUUCAUUUUGGUGUUGGGCAAAGUGACUUUUUUAACUCAUCAAAAGGUAAAUAUCUGUACAAAGGUAAAAAGCACCAUGUCCCAUAUUACAGCUUUGUAAAACAGUAAGUUUGAGAACUUUGCAUUGCUUUAGAAAAUCUCAGGUUACACAGCCAAUUUAUCUCUUCACUAAAAGAAGCUUUAAUGGUAAGGAAAUAUGAAAUGUAUUCCUAUGGCAAUGUUUUUCUAAAGUGGUUUGCAAAUGUGUGCCUUAGAAAUAGCAGGUAUUGACAGAAUUGGUGUCACUGUAUGUCUUCCCCAAUGAGAGACACUGUACACUGGUUUGUGAAAGGUGAAGCAUUUCCUAAGAUUGUCUGUAAUGUGCAAAUGUAUUUUUAAAUAUAUUAAAUUGUGUUAUUCAGAAGUGUUUAGCUACUGUGUUAAAGAAUCAUGGUGCCAAUUGUGAACUGUGGUGUCAAGGAGGGAAUUUUUCAUUUAGUCCUGUCCCA